Molecule: messenger RNA, 2772 nt
Organism: Hemisphaericaspora subhashii
Lineage: Eukaryota; Fungi; Ascomycota; Pichiomycetes; Serinales; Debaryomycetaceae
Gene: SEC27
Product: coatomer subunit beta'
Exons: 1
Coding region: 1-2772 (923 amino acids)
Biological process (GO): intra-Golgi vesicle-mediated transport; intracellular protein transport; endoplasmic reticulum to Golgi vesicle-mediated transport
Cellular component (GO): COPI vesicle coat
Molecular function (GO): protein binding; structural molecule activity
Source: RefSeq, a predicted model, not a curated record
AUGAAGUUGGACGUUGUUAAACAAUUUUCUACUCGUUCAGACAGAGUUAAGGGAAUUGAUUUCCAUCCUACUGAACCAUGGAUUUUAACCACUUUAUAUAAUGGUAAGAUUGAAAUUUGGUCAUAUGCUACCAAUACAUUAGUUAAAUCAAUCCAAGUAACUGAAUUGCCUGUACGUACUGGUAAGUUUAUUGCUCGUAAGAAUUGUAUAGUAGUUGGAUCAGAUGAUUUCCAAAUCAGAGUUUAUAAUUAUAAUACUGGUGAAAAAAUCACUCAAUAUGAAGCUCAUCCAGAUUAUAUUAGAAGCAUUGCGGUACAUCCAUCUAAACCAUAUAUCUUAACUGCAAGUGAUGAUUUAACUGUUAAAUUAUGGAAUUGGGAAAAUAAUUGGAAAUUAGAACAAACUUUUGAAGGACAUCAACAUUAUGUUAUGAGCGUUAAUUUUAAUCCAAAAGAUCCAAAUACUUUUGCGCUGGCAUGUUUAGAUAGAACCGUGAAAAUUUGGUCUUUGGGUUCUUCACAACCUAAUUUCACAUUGAUUGCCCAUGAUACAAAGGGGGUAAAUUAUGUUGAUUAUUAUCCUCAAGCUGAUAAACCGUAUUUGAUUACUUCUUCAGAUGAUAAAACAAUUAAAAUCUGGGAUUAUCAAACUAAAUCUUGUGUUGCUACUUUAGAAGGACAUUUAGCUAAUGUUUCUUUUGCUAUCUUCCAUCCUGAAUUACCAUUGAUUGUUUCUGGUUCUGAAGAUGGUACUGUUAGAUUCUGGAAUUCAAAUACUUUUAAAUUAGAAAAAUCUAUCAAUUAUAGUUUAGAAAGAGUAUGGUGUAUUGGAAUUUUACCUAAAUCGAAUCUUAUUGCUGCCGGGUUUGAUUCCGGAUUUGUUAUUAUCAAAUUAGGUAAUGAAGAACCAUUAUUCUCAAUGGAUUCAAAUCAAAAAUUAAUCUAUGGGAAAAAUUCCGAAGUUUUCCAAUCAAUUAUCAAACCUUCCUCUUCAGAAGGUUUGAAAGAUGGUGAAUCAUUAUCGAUACAACAAAGAGAAUUAGGUACAAUUGAAAUAUUCCCACAAUCUUUGACUCAUUCUCCAAAUGGUAGAUAUGCAGCCGUAUGUGGUGAUGGUGAAUAUAUCGUCUAUACAGCUUUAGCCUGGAGAUCAAAAGCUUAUGGUAAGGCUUUGGAUUUCUGUUGGAAUACUCAUGAUUCUUCUGCUGCUUGUCCAUAUGCUAUUCGUGAAUCAAAUGUUUCAGUUAAGAUUUUCAAGAAUUUCCAAGAAACUUUGGUUCUUGAUUUGAUUUAUCAAGCGGAUAAAAUCUUCCCAGGUGCUUUAUUAGGGGUUAAGCUGGAAGGUUGUAUUUCAUUUUAUGAUUGGGAACAUGGUAAAUUAGUAAGAAGAGUGGAUUUGGAUGAUGAUAUUACCGAUGUUAUCUGGUCUGAUAAUGGUGAAUUGUUAGCUAUAGUUACUACUUCUAGCGUAGGUGAAAAUAGUGGAAUUGGUGGUAAGAAGAAUGAUGAAACAUACUUUUUAAGUUAUAAUCAUGAAGUAUUUGAAGAAGCUUUUGAAAAGGAUGAAUUGGAUACUGAAGAAGGUGCUGAAUCUGCAUUUGAUGUAUUAUAUACUUUGCCAACUUCAGAAUCAAUCUUAUCGGGUAAAUUCAUUGGGGAUGUCUUUGUCUAUACUACUGCAACCACUAAUAGAUUAAAUUAUUUCGUUGGUGGUGAAGUAAUAAACUUGGGUCAUUUUGAUCAUAAAUUCUAUAUUAUUGGAUAUAAAGCUACUGAUGGUAAAUUAUAUUUAAUUGACAAAUCUUUUGAUGUUGUAUCUUGGUAUGUAAAUGCAGAAAUGUUGGAAUUACAAACAUUAGUAAUGAGAGGUGAUUUAGAACAAUAUGCUUCCAAAACAAUAACUGAUGAAGAAACCGGUGAGGAAAUACCUGAUUUAUCCACUGUUUCCAUGGAAAACUUAUCAGAAGAAUAUCUUGGUGUUAUUUCUGAAUUCAAUAAGACCGAAUUGAAUCAAUUAUCUCGUUUCUUUGAAAAAUUAGGAUAUUUGGCACUUUCAUUUGCCCUUUCUCAAGAUUUUGAUUCUAAAUUUGAAAUUUCCCUUUCAACUGGUAAUUUAAAACAAGCUUAUGAAUUACUAUCACAAAAUCAAAAACAAAAUCCUUCAACCGCAUUAGCAAAUACUAAUAAAUGGAAGAAAUUGGGUGAUUUGGCUUUAAAUAAAUGGCAGAUAAGGUUGGCACAAGAAUCAUUCUGGUUAGCCAAUGAUUAUUCUUCGUUAUUAUUAUUAUUGUCAUCAUCUAACAAUAAGCCAGAUUUAAUUAAAUUGGCCACUGAAUGUGAAUCAAAAGGGAAAUAUAAUAUAGCAUGGCAAGCAUGGUGGUUGACUGGCGAUAAGCAAAAAUGUUUGGAUUUAUUGGUUAAAAGUGAAAGAUAUACUGAAGCUGCCUUAUUUGCAGCCAAUUAUGGUUUUGAUGCUACUAAAGUCCAAGAAGUUGUCAAUCUUUGGAAGAAAUCUUUGAUUGGGAAGAAUAAAGAGAAAAUUGCUGAUAGAUUGUUGGAUAACUUUGCACAAUUAUCUGUUAAUGGAACUGAUGCUGCUCCAUUGAUUGAUCUUGAACAAGGUGGAAACCCAAUCCCAGCUCCAGUCCCUGUUGCAGCUGCGGUUCCAGAAACCCAAGAGGAAGAAGUUAGAUAUGAAGAAGAGGAUAAUUCGCCAGAAGAGAUUGAUGAUGAAUUUUAUGAUGAAGUGGAAGAAGAAGAUCUUUUGGUCUAG